UUCAAUCCCAAUUUGAAAUUCGAGCAGCAGUAGCUGUCCACAAUCAUUGCCAUUGCCAGUCCGAUCGAUUUUCCUUCUUCCCUUUUCCAAUUUUUUCUCGAAUCGAAUUUAUUCGAUUGGACGACGACGAUGACGACAGCGUAUAAAAAAUAGUCAAUUUUUUGAUUGAUGCUUCCGCGUGGACAAAGCAAGUGUGGAGAGAGAAACGCGAGGGCCUCGCUCAAUUAAGGCGUUUCCCAAUCCCCAUUUCUGGGAAGGAACAAGGAAUCCUUCGUCACUUGCAAUUGCCGGCCAGGCUUCUGGUCUGCGCUUCACCGGCGUUGCUCUCAAGGCUGGUGUUUGUUGAUUGGCAUUUGAGGAGUGCCUGAUUGAUUUCACCAGCUUUCCUUUCCCUUCGAUUGUCGUCGAUAUUUAAGAGAACGAAGGGAAAGGAAGCUCUUGAAUUCCGACGCAGGCUGGAUUUGCCUACAAAUUUGUCGGAUUUUCGUGAAAUCGAAAAUGAGUGCUGUUUCCGGCGUGAUUUCGCGGCAGAUCUUGCCGGCAUGCGACAACCUCUGUUUCUUUUGCCCGUCGAUGCGGCCGAGGUCCCGACAGCCUGUCAAGAGGUACAAGAAGCUCAUAGCAGAUAUAUUCCCCAAGUCUCAGGAAGAAGAGCCAAAUGAUAGGAAGAUUGGAAAACUAUGUGAAUAUGCUGCAAAAAAUCCCUUGCGAAUUCCAAAGAUCACCACCUCCCUCGAGCAAAGAUGCUAUAAAGAACUAAGGAAUGAAAAUAUUCGGUGUGUUAAAGUUGUUAUGUGUAUUUACAGGAAAUUGUGCUCGUCUUGCAAGGACCAAAUGCCAUUGUUUGCCAACAGUGUGAUGACUAUCUUGGAAACUUUACUGGAUCAAACACAGGACGAAAUGUUAAUUAUCGGAUGCUUAUCACUCUUUGACUUUGUAAAUAAUCAGAAAGAUGCAACAUACAUGUUUAACCUGGAAGCAUUUAUUCCAAAACUCUGUCAAAUGGCUCAAGAAGUGGGAGAUGAUCAGAGACCAAAACAAAUAAGGGCAGCUGGGCUGCAGGGCAUAUCUGCUUUGAUUUGGUUUAUGGGUGAAAACUCUCACAUUCCUGUUGAAUUUGAUAAUAUAGUUUCAGUAGUCUUGGAAAAUUAUGGGGGUUUGAAGGAGGACCUUGGAUCCAACGAAAAAGUUCAAAAAACUCCACCAGAAAACAUGAUAAACGUUCCUCCAUGGAAAGAGAUUGUUAAUGAUAAAGGACAGCUCAAUGUGUCAGCACAAGAGUUGGAGAACCCGUGCUUCUGGUCCAGAGUUUGCCUUCAUAACAUGGCGAAGCUCGGGAAAGAAGCUACAACAAUGCGCCGUGUGUUGGAAUCACUCUUCCGAUACUUCGAUACUGAAAAUCUCUGGAAUGGGAUUGCCUUACCUGUUCUUAGAGAUAUGCAGCUUUUGAUGGAUGAUACAGGCCAGAAUGCACACUUUUUGCUGUCUACGUUAAUCAAGCAUCUUGAUCGUAAAAGUGUCGUUAAGCAACCUGACAUGCAACUUGACAUUGUUCAGGUUGUCACCGCUCUUGCUCGUCUGACAAAGACAGAGCCUUCAGUAGCCAUGGUCAGUGCUCUAAAUGAUGUUAUGCGGCACCUACGUAAGAGCAUUCAUCUUUCACUAGAUAGCUCAAACCUUGGAGACGACUUAGUUAAGGCUAAUAGGAAAUUCCAUGAUGCCGUCGAUGAAUGUCUUACUGAGCUGUCCUCUAAGGUUGGAGAUGCCGGCCUGAUCCUCGAUGUCAUGGCUUCUAUGUUAGAAAACAUUCCGAGCAUUGCUGUUGUGGCUAGAACAACGGUUUGCGCUGUCUAUCGCACUGCUCAGAUCAUAGCUUCUUUGCCGAGAUUGUCAUAUCGAAAAAAGGCUUUCCCGGAGGCCUUAUUUCAUCAAUUACUUCCGGCAAUGCUCCAUCCUGAUCACGAGACACGAAUUAUAGCCCAUCAAAUCUUCUCAGUUGUGCUUGUGCCAUCUUCAGUAUCCCCUUGUACAGAUUCGAAAAUUUCCAAUGAAAAGAAGAACUUGCCAAGAUCACUGUCACGAGCCGUUUCUGCAUUUUCUUCAUCAGCUGCUCUGUUCGAGAAGCUCAGAAAACAAAGGAAUAAUUCUUUAGAAAAUCUACACGAAUUGAGCAAUGACAACAAUACAAAUGGAGUGUUGAACAGAAUCAGAUCAUCUUACAGCCGAGUUCAUAGCUUCAGAAGCUCUCCACCAUCUGAUACUGAUUCGUCGAACAAGCCAAGUACAGAUGAGGAUAUCGUUCUUCGGAUGAGUAGCCACCAAAUAUCCCUCCUGCUGUCAUGUAUUUGGGCAGAAUCCCUUUCUCCAACAAACAUGCCGGAAAAUUAUGAAGCUAUAGCUCAUACGUAUUGCUUGGUUUUGCUGUUUUCUCGAGCCAAGAACUCCUACAUUGAUGCUCUUAUCCGAAGCUUCCAGCUCGCCUUUUCAUUGAGGAAUGUCUCUGUCGCCGGCGGAGGAACUAUACCACCAUCUCGCCGCAGGUCCCUCUUUGUAAUGUCGACUUCCAUGAUUAUCUUUUCGGCAAAAGCUUACAACAUUCUUCCUGUUAUCCCUCGAGCGAAAGCUACAGUCUCCAAGAAUGUGAUCGAUCCAUAUUUAAGUUUGGUGAAUGAUAUAAAGCUAAAAUCGACUGAAAACGGAUUGGGACAUAAUCGAAUCCCUUAUGGAUCUCAAGAAGACGACAAGUUGGCUCGAAGAUGUCUUUCAGAAAUACAAUUCAACGAGGAACAGAACACGGAAUCUCUUACUUCUGUUAUUAUAAAUAGUUUCGAAGACUUACCCCAACCUGAAGUGUCUAAGAUUCGGGAACAGUUACUUACGGAAUUUGUUCCUGAUGACUUAUCUUCAAUCAAUAUGAAUGAAGCACAUCAAAUUAGUUCUCAAGGGAAGAAAUCUGUGGAAAAUGUGCCGAUGCUAAUAAUAGACGACGACUGUGUUCAAGAUUUGAUCGACGGCGGCGAAUACUAUUCGCAGCCGAGCUUCGAAUGUCCCAAUCUUUUGAGCGUCGACCAACUUCUUCAAUCCGUUUUGGAGACGGCGCAUCACGUGCGCGCCGUGUCGGUGUGCAACGCUCCGGAUGCGACGUACAAAGAAACCGCUAGCCAUUGCGAGGCGCUCCUAAAGGGAAAGCAACAAAGAAUGUCGUAUUUGCAAGGGAAUCACGUCUCGACCUUCGACGGCGAACCAUUCGAGUCGCCCGACUACGACGCCUCGCCACAAAAGGCGGGAAAUCCAUUAUUCGACGACGACAACCGCAUGCUUGACAUUGCAACGAGACCCAUGAGCGCGACGCCGUGCGCUGUCCAAAUCCAGCAGCAACACGACUUGUUCAGGCUGCCUGCGUCUAGUCCUUACGACAACUUCUUGAAAGCAGCCGGGUGUUGAUCGAGGGAAUCGGGUACGACGGCAGCGACGAUUGAUUUUUCGGGGAUUUGAUGGGUAAGUGUUGAAAUAAUAUGAAUCCAUUCUAUUGAUUUGUAUUGUGUUGUGUUGUGUUGUGUUGUAUCAUUCAUUUAUUUGUGUUGAAACUACGUUGGUUGAUCUAUGUGAUCUGUUCUUGUUGUUGGCUGAAAGAGACGAAGGAUGUCAAUGGGAGUCUGGAUUUUGUUGCACUGAGGGAUUUGUUUGUACUAACGUAUUUUUGGAGUGAUGGGUGUAACGUAUUUUUCAUAAUAAUAACAAACUAUUCAUUUA
Molecule: messenger RNA, 3753 nt
Organism: Andrographis paniculata
Lineage: Eukaryota; Viridiplantae; Streptophyta; Magnoliopsida; Lamiales; Acanthaceae
Product: protein SEMI-ROLLED LEAF 2-like
Exons: 20
Coding region: 499-3444 (981 amino acids)
Source: RefSeq, a predicted model, not a curated record